This is a messenger RNA of Aspergillus niger, 1251 nucleotides long. RefSeq lists its product as uncharacterized. Gene Ontology annotation, molecular function: protein kinase activity; ATP binding. Gene Ontology annotation, biological process: regulation of mRNA processing; spliceosomal complex assembly; protein phosphorylation. NCBI's taxonomy places the organism in Eukaryota, Fungi, Ascomycota, Eurotiomycetes, Eurotiales, Aspergillaceae. The transcript is spliced from 5 exons. The coding region runs from base 1 to 1251 and encodes 416 amino acids. The record is from RefSeq and is a predicted model, not a curated record.
AUGGCAUCGAUGUUCCGCCUUCCAUCUCGGCUAUCCAGGCAUCUUUACUCCUGGAGAUCUUUGCUCCAACGGCCCCCAUCGCCAGUGCGCGAUUUCUCCCAGUCAAACUUUCCUCUCCUCGAUGCAAGUGAGAAGGUCGAGGAGGAGACGUUGUCCUGGUACUCUCCCGAUGACUUCUAUCCCGUGAAGAUUGGCGAAGUCUUCCAAUCUCGGUAUCAGGUUAUUGGGAAAUUGGGUUACGGCGGAUAUUCAACUGUUUGGCUUUGCCGGGACCUCCAGCAGCACGCUUAUGUCACACUGAAGGUAUUUGAGCGCAAUUCAACAGAAGGCCAACGAGAGAGGGAAGCCUACAGCCAUUUGAAUUCUCUUAGCAUAGCAGACCAUGCUGGUGUACAGCUUAUUCGUAAAGCAUUGGAUAGCUUUCACAUCACUUCCGAGAAAGGCACUUUCGGAUGCCUGGUUCACCCGCCGCUAGGAAUGAGUCUUCAUGAGUUUCGCACUCAGCUCAGGGCCAAAGUACUUCCUGAAAAGAUAGUCAAGUUAACCCUGGUGCAUCUCCUUCUUGCUUUGGACUAUCUCCAUGCGGAAGCUGGAAUUGUCCAUACAGAUCUUCAAGAAAAGAACAUCAUGAUGGCCAUAGAAGACAAUUCUAUCUUGUCAGAUUUCGAAGAAGACGAGAAGUCCAAUCCCAGCCCACGCAAAGUUGUGGGCGAUCGAGUGAUCUAUGCCUCUCGCAACCUCAGGAAAACCAAACAACAUGGCCGUCCUACGCUGUGUGACUUCGGUCAGGCUCGCUUCGGGUCAAGUACUUAUUCCGGAGAUAUUCAGCCCUAUAUCUAUCGGGCUCCUGAGGUGGUUUUGCAGAUGCCUUGGAAUGAGAAGGUUGAUAUCUGGAAUGUCGGUGUACUGACAUGGGAUAUCUUCCAACAGGGACAUCUGUUCUACGCUAGAGAUUCAGAUAAGAAAUGCUCCGAUGCUCAUCAUCUCGCUGAGAUGGUGGCUAUCAUGGGAGCACCUCCAAAAGAAAUGAUUCAGAACAAUGACUAUGCAAGCCAAUUCUUCGAUGACGAAGGAAAUUGGAAAGGGGCUACCGAAAUUCCUCCCGUGUCUUUGGAAAAUCUCGAAGAAAUCUUGGAGGGAGAAUCGCGCCAGCUUUUUCUGCAGUUCCUGCGCAAGAUGCUCAAAUGGAAGCCCGAGGAGAGGGAAUCGGCGAGGGACCUUUUGGACGAUCCAUGGCUACGCUCGCCUUGA